Molecule: messenger RNA, 3711 nt
Organism: Cavia porcellus (domestic guinea pig)
Lineage: Eukaryota; Metazoa; Chordata; Mammalia; Rodentia; Caviidae
Gene: Eif4e2
Product: eukaryotic translation initiation factor 4E family member 2
Exons: 8
Coding region: 1214-1924 (236 amino acids)
Biological process (GO): translational initiation
Cellular component (GO): cytoplasm; eukaryotic translation initiation factor 4F complex
Molecular function (GO): translation initiation factor activity; RNA 7-methylguanosine cap binding
Source: RefSeq, a predicted model, not a curated record
CACAGGGAAAUUAGGCCCUGGAGUACAGGGACUCCCCAGCACACUGGUGGCUCUAGAAUUCCUGACUCUGACCCAAUAUCAGCCAUUCUUAUCAAAGAUUCUCUGGCCUGAAAAAUGGGCCUUUCUUCCCUGCCUUCUCAAAAGCCAGGGUAUCUGCACUGGUACCAAAAGAUGGUUACAACCAAGAGGGGUGAGCAGGCAAGCCUGCAGGCAUAAACAGCACCAGGUUCUGCCUUCCUGAGGGGACUUGAUUGGCUUCGAUUGGCCCCAUUCAGCAAAUAUGGUGAGCAGCUGAGCUGCUUGCUGUUCCUGAGCAAGUGGUCCUGCUCCAAGUAUGGGGGCCAUGGGUUUGUUGGUGACCAGGGCACACAGUGCACCAGUCACUUAUGCUCCUUGAGCAAUUCCCCGACACAUUUGGUUCUACCGGUCCUCACUUCAGGGACAAAAGUAAGCGUAAAUGCCAUUCAAAACUGUGCAAGCACACGUAAAGCACAUGCUGGGAAGGGGGGAGAGGAAACGUGUCCUGCUUCCAAACACAGGGUUGCUGGCUUUAGGGCUUAAUUGCCAGCAGAUUCAUUUCAUUUUCUCCUGCUCGUUUGUCUGCAGCAGUGGCGACUACAGGGCCCUGGGGAUGGCGCGAGGGUGGCGAGCUUCCAUCCUGGGGGCAAUGAAUGUGACGGCGGUGAGGCCAUCUCCGGUUCCUAGGAACCCCUUACUGACGCGACCUCGUCAAUCUGUUAGAAAGCCUCAGUGGGCAGAGAAUUAGCUCAGUGGCUCCUGGCACACAGUAAGCACGCGAAGAUGAACACUAGCUACCGUUUGUGGAGUGUCACUCCCGGGUCUGACAGGGUCUCUGGGAUCCGCCCGCAACCUGCGGGGGUGGGGACUGUACUAGAGCAGCGCCCCAGAGGGGCGCGCCUCCUAGGUUUCGGGAGAUGCGGGAGGCGCACGCGCGCAUGCACUGGAGGGAGAGUCGGGAUUUGAACCCAGCAGCGAAGGUAGAGCCCGCGCCGUCGAUGACGCUUUGCGGCACCCUUGCUGAGCCUGCGUCUUUGCGCAGGCGCCGCGUCCGUCGUCCUGGAAAACCUCCCCGCAGCGGGCCUGAGCGUUGAGGUUCCGCUGCGCCCCGCGCAACCGGAAGUGCCCGGGCCCGUGGCCGACGGACCCGACGGAAAUCAUUCCGUGAGGCAGAGGCGACAGUGGCGGCGAGAGGAUGAACAACAAAUUUGACGCCUUGAAAGAUGAUGACAGUGGAGACCAUGAUCAGAAUGAAGAAAACAGCACACAGAAAGAUGGUGAGAAGGAAAAAACAGAACGAGACAAGAGUCAGAGCAGCAGCAAGAGGAAGGCUGUUGUCCCUGGACCAGCAGAGCAUCCCUUGCAGUACAACUACACUUUCUGGUACUCCAGAAGGACCCCAGGCCGCCCUACCAGCUCGCAGAGCUACGAACAGAAUAUCAAGCAGAUUGGCACCUUUGCCUCAGUGGAGCAGUUCUGGAGGUUUUAUAGCCACAUGGUUCGUCCCGGGGACCUGACAGGACACAGUGACUUCCAUCUCUUCAAAGAAGGAAUUAAACCCAUGUGGGAGGACGAUGCAAAUAAAAAUGGUGGCAAGUGGAUCAUUCGGCUGCGGAAGGGCUUGGCCUCCCGAUGCUGGGAGAACCUCAUCCUGGCCCUGCUGGGGGAGCAGUUCAUGGUUGGGGAGGAGAUCUGUGGGGCUGUGGUCUCUGUCCGCUUCCAGGAGGACAUUAUUUCCAUAUGGAAUAAAACUGCCAGUGACCAAGCGACCACAGCCCGAAUCCGGGACACACUUCGGCGCGUGCUUAACCUACCUCCCAACACCAUUAUGGAAUACAAAACUCACACCGACAGCAUCAAGGCCUGGGAGGAGUUUCAUGGCCUAGUGAACAGCAGCGGCCGCUGAUCGGCGCUCCCCCUCUGUCUCACACUCAGGGGACAAUUCAAGUUUUCGAAAUACAAAAAUCACAUUGUGAAAGUACAUGAGCUGGCAAUAACCCUUUUCUGUAUGUGUGUUUGUCUGGAUGGACGGGAGGCCUCCCGCCAGCCAUCGGCUGCUCCUGGCAGGGCACGCCUGAGCCGCGUGCACCGUUCCUGGAGGACCGCUGCCGCCAAAUUCCCCGCCACCAAAGGCCUCACGCAGCCGCAGAAGAAAGAAGCCGUGGCUGUAACAGACUGCUGCCCACCUGUGAACCCGAGCCAUCUGCAGGCUGCGGUAUCAGUGUUACGGUGCGUGCGGAGGCGGGGGCCCAGCGCCGCCCUCAGCCCUGCCCCAGCUCUCCCUUCCUUGUCGAGCCACCAGUCCGGAUGUGCAUUACGGCUGCGGCAGCGACUGCCCAGGUUGUGGUGCACGCACCUGCCUAAGCCCCGGCUUCCCUCCUGUGGGACCCCGCCUUUCAGGCACUGCUGCACUUAGACCUGGGCUGGAGUAGGCUGGGUCCCUUGACCUCUGACGCAGCACGGGGGACAAGGCUGCAGCGCAGGCCCGGGCAGGAUGGGAGCCACGCUGUGGUGAGGAAAGAGGGACGGCAGGGCUGAAGAAAGGGCACGCUGGACGGCUUGACUUGUGUGGCUGUGCCUGCCUAUGGUGGCGGGGACCCCACCUCCAGGCUCCAUCGUUCGUGCUGAUUGUAGCCCAGGACCCUGGGCAGGCUCCCGCCAGCAGGCUUUCAACAACCAGACCCUCGGAGGGGCUGGGGCCUUGGCUGUGGAAAUGUGGAGCCAGAGGUCAGGAGAGCACCUGGGUCCCAGGAAGUGAUGGACAGCAGCCUCCAGGCAGCACUGGGGAGCGGGACCCUGGGACCUGCCACUGCGUCUGUCCUGGGAUAUCUGCCACCUGUGGGUGUCUGCCUCGGCCCCAGGCCUGACAGGGACAGAGAGCAGCAGGCACCCCUUGCUGCGUGCAACUCACUUUCUGCCAGCUUCCCAGCGCCUGAGUCGUUUGGGGUGCUUUCCCGAAAGAAUCUGAGUGCAGAGGCUUGAGGUGAGCUUGGGCUGGAGAAGCCGGCGUGGCAGCCCUGAAUGUCUGGAGAGGAGGAGGAGGAACCGGAGCCACAGGGACUGGGGAUCUGCAUGGACCCGGGAGGCCCCUUUGCCCCAACCUCCCAUGGCUGGAAAAUUCCAAAGAGAUCGGACAUUUGGAUUUGCCUUCCUUUGGGUAUCCACCUGAAUGGAUGGAUGGAUGGAUGGAUGGAUGUGUGUGUGUGUGCGCGCGCGCGCGCACGCGCGCGCGAUUGCAGUGAAUAUAUGAGUGAGGCCUUUGUAGGGCCUAGUGGUUAGGUAUAGUGGCCAUGGUUUUGCCUUUUUUUUUUUUUUUUUUUUUUUCCUGUCUCAUUUGUUCCAUUAGUCUCUGAUGUUUCCUAGAGCUGCUCCCCACGCCCCUGCCUCCUGAUCGGCGUCAGAAGCGGAGGCAGACACGGUCGCUGUCCCCAGCUCUAGAGACGGAUUCCUGGAGUGGGUGUUGGGAGCUGCUGACCCCAGCCCCGCGGGGUUUUCCCUGACUGUCCCCCAGUCUUCCCCAGGACCCUGAGAGUGGCAGUCAUUUCCCGCCCAGACAGUGCUUGUGGUCCGUGGUGCUCUGAGAAUGGAUUUCCAGGAAUUGGACAGUGGGUUGGACGGGGCUCUGGCAAGCGCGACUCGGGGCUGCUACUUUGCGCACGAUCCUCCCUGGUAAUAAACAGAACUGUGAGCACA